AUGUCAACCAUGCCCGCCACCGGCGGCCACAGCAAGCCGUGCUGCAAUGUUCCCCCCAUUGUGACCAAGGGAUACAAGCCUAAGGGUGCUUAUGAAGAAAUUGGCGGUUACAAGACUUACGUCACCGGUCCUUCUGAUGCGACGAGGGCUAUUGUCGUCAUUUACGACAUCUUUGGCUACUUUGAACAGACUGUUCAGGGUGCUGACAUCCUAGCUCACAGCGACAGUGAGCACAAGUACAAGGUCUUGAUUCCAGACUGGUUCAAGGGCAACCCUGCCGCCAUUGAAUGGUAUCCCCCCGACACUUCCGAGAAGAAAGAGAAGCUCGGUGCCUUUUUUGGCAAAUUCCCCCCUCCCGCCACGGCCGCCAAGCUCCCUACCUAUGUCCAAGCCGUCAAGCAGCAGUUUGCAUCUCUAACCAAGUUUGGUAUUGUCGGCCAACUAAGUGGAAUCAAAACUCGUCAGUACUGCUGGGGCGGUAAGGUCGCCACCCUAGCCACCAAGGCAGACAACAACGUCUUUGGGGCCAUUGCCUCCGUCCACCCUGCCAUGGUCGAUCCGGCUGACGCCAAGGGCAUCAACGUUCCCAUGGCCUUGCUGGCUUCCGGCGACGAGCCCGCCGAGGAUGUCAAGAAGUUCGAGGACACACUCAAGGUACCUAAGCACGUUGAGAUCUUCAAAGAUCAGAUUCACGGCUGGAUGGCUGCCCGUUCCGACUUGAGCAACGAUCGAGUCAAGGAGGAAUAUGAGCGCGGCUACAAGACUCUUUUGAGCUUCUUUGGUCAGCACCUGUAG
Metarhizium brunneum ARSEF 3297 is the source of this 795-nucleotide messenger RNA. Lineage: Eukaryota; Fungi; Ascomycota; Sordariomycetes; Hypocreales; Clavicipitaceae. The record is from RefSeq and is a predicted model, not a curated record.